Molecule: messenger RNA, 987 nt
Organism: Macrosiphum euphorbiae (potato aphid)
Lineage: Eukaryota; Metazoa; Arthropoda; Insecta; Hemiptera; Aphididae
Source: the annotation of a GenBank genome assembly
AUGAAGCUCGAUACUUUAUCAUUGAAAUAUAUCCAAAUAUUUUUUGUUGUUGUUAUUUAUUGGGUGAUUUCUAUUCUGACAGUAUUUGUAAAUAAGACUUUAUUGAGUAUUGACAAACUAGAUGUUGAUGCUCCUAUAUUCAUUGCAUGGUUCCAGUGCUUGGUUUCAGCAAUAAUUUGUUUCACCUUAAGUCGUUUGUCUAAGAUGUUUCCAACAGUAGUACAGUUUCCUGAGGGAAAUCCGUUUAAUACAGCCACUGUUAGAAAAGUAUUGCCAUUAUCAAUACUUUAUAUUUUAAUGAUAUCUACAAAUAACUAUUGUCUAAAAUUUGUGGAUGUUACAUUUUAUUAUGUGGGACGAUCACUAACAACGGUAUUCAAUGUCAUACUUUCCUACUUAAUAUUAGGUCAAACUACUUCAAUUAGUUGUCUCCUUUGUUGUUUUGCCGUAGUGUGUGGAUUUUUUUUGGGAGUAGAUCAAGAAAAUCUUUCAGGUUCAUUUUCGUUAGUUGGAACCUUAUUCGGAGUCUUAAGUUCAUUUUCGUUGGCAUAUUACUCUAUUCAAAUUAAAAAAGUUCUACCAGAUGUCAAUAACCAAAUUUGGUUACUUUCUUACUUCAAUAAUGUUUACGCUACUAUAUUAUUCAUUCCACUUUUAGCGCUUGAAGCUAAGGAAUUGAGCAAUUACAGUAAACUGACUGAGUAUAAAUUUCUAUUACUUAUGAUAAUCGGUGGUGUGUGUGGACUAUCAAUUGGUUAUAUAACAGUACUCCAAGUGCAAGUAACAUCUCCAUUAACUCAUAAUAUAUCUGGUACAGCAAAAUCUUGUUUCCAAACAGUAUUAGCUUCAUUCUGGUAUAAUCAGUGGAAAUCUUCUAUGUGGUGGUUUUCAAAUUUUGUUGUAUUGGGAGGAAGUGCCGCAUAUACUAUUGUAAAGAAUAGAGAAAUGGAAAAAAAAUAUCGACCAAUAGCAUACAGCCGUUGUUAG